Messenger RNA from Triticum urartu, 1319 nucleotides. The record is from RefSeq and is a predicted model, not a curated record. NCBI's taxonomy places the organism in Eukaryota, Viridiplantae, Streptophyta, Magnoliopsida, Poales, Poaceae.
GGAGGAUGGUGGUGGCGGGGAUGAUGGUGGUGGCGGGAAUGGGGUUGACAACAAGGGGUGGCUGCGUGGUAACGCAAAGCUACCGAAGCAGGUUCCUACUACUGAGGAGCAGAAGUGGCUCAUUGAGCCCACGGGGAGAGACAACUGGAUAUAUUCUAAAGGGGCCCGUAUUCCCAAUGGCCUCAUCACCGUCUUGCUGAAGUUAUACUGGCCGGGGUUGUACUAUCCGGAUCCAGUUAGGCACCCGGACCGUCGGGUUUUGGCCACGGGCUGGGACCACUGGGAAGCGGCCCUCCACACGGACCAUGAGACCCAUGCCAAGGCUGUGAUCACUACUUUCUGGGUGAGUUCUCUUCAGAAGCACAAGUCCAUUCUAGUUUCAUGAAUGAUUUAACUCAUGGCUUCUCCCAUUCUUGUUUCAUGCAUGAUUGUAGAAAUUCUAUCGAGUUCUUCCGGAGCACAGGGCUAGAGCGGACCAGAUCGUGCUGCGCCAAUGCAAGAAGAAGGCCCGCUAGAUGUAGUACGAGGUGUGCUAUGUGGCCAUCUCGACAUACUACCACGACUAUCUUAGUGUGAAUAUGACCAAGGAAGAAGCGCGGAGGAUGGGCAUUACCUUGGAGAGGGACGAGUUCUUGGCGGUGUGUCCAAAUUGGUGUUAUGGAAAAGACGAGUCCUGGGCGGCAUUGGUGGAUCUUUGGUGUGAUGAGGCUGGAGCCUGGGCGGCUAUGAGAAUCAAAAACAAGGCUAACCGAGGGAAGGAGGGAGUACAUGCUCAGGGAAACCGAAACCACCAUCUCCACAAGGCAGUUAAUGAGGAGAAACUGAAGCGGCCGCUCUCACACAUGCAGGCGUGGGAGAUCGCCCAUACGCGGAAGGACUCCAAGCCUGGCGAGCCCAAGUACUACAGCAAGAAGACUGCGGGGAGGAAGAAGGCCUACUCCGAAGGGCAUCUGAAGUUACAUCCUGACAAACUUGACCCCAUUGCGGCUGAUCUGUACGAUAGGGUGGUGGUGGGCAUGGGGCCGAAGGAGCACGGUUGGGCGGCGGUUCUCGAUGCUGUGAUCACUCCUACUAUCUCCUACACACAGCUCCGUCGGAUCGACCCGAGCCUUAGCCAGCGCACGAGCACGCCAGUGACCAGUGCACAGUCACAGUUCCUCUUUUAGGAGCGGCAAUCUGCCUACCUGGAGUAUACACGCCAGGAGACCAUGGCGUGGCAUGAGAGGCUUUAUGCAUACCAUGAGCAGAGGGAUCGCCAGAUGCAGCACGCUUUUCAGGAAAUGGCGGCCGGCAGGUGUCCUCAGUUGCAACCAGCACAA